ACUAGGAAGGGGCUGCACAAGUUUUGCGCUUGUUAAAGUGUCUGCAAGCAACAACAAUUUUCACAUUCAAAUUGGUAUUGUAUUUGCAAGUUAAACCCCAGUCCAGCGUUUCGGGAUGAUUUUCAUGGUUGUCCUGCCUGCAUUGCUUGGCGCCUUUGCGCACCUGGACACUUUUACGCACGGCUGCCAGCUCCCAUCUGAGUGGCGCCCACUGAGCGAAGGAUGCCGCGCAGAGCUGGCGGAGAUAAUCGUGUACGCCCGGGUUCUGGCAAUCCACCGGGAGCCCCUGGCUGGUAGAGGGGUGGGCAGCCUCUACAACUCGCUGCCCUUCGGAUUCGGAUACGGCUACGAGGGCGCGGAGGAAGGGCUACUAUACUCCGCGGAGGUGGAGCUGUUGUGCGAUCAAGCCUGGGGGAGCAUGCUGGAGGUACCCGCCGGGUCCCGACUUAAUUUCACUGGACUGGGCUACCUCUCCUGUCAGUCUCAUACAGUGAUGGAGAACUAUUCCUACUUCUUUUUCCUCAGGAUGGAUGAGAACUACAACAUCCUCCCCCACGGUGUCAACUUCCAAGACGCCAUCUUCCCCGACACGGCGGAGAACAGGCGCACCUUCUCCAGCCUCUUCCAGUUCUCCAACUGCACCCAGGGGAGCCAGCCGUUCCACACCUUCAGUCCCGAGUGGGACACCCUGGAGGACAGCAGGCUGCUGUGUUCCUCCGUGCAGGCGGCGCUGUUUGAGGAAGAGGAGCGAGGCCGCAAGAUACAGGAGCGCCUGGUCGCUGCGGAGAGGAGGAACAAGCAGCUGAAGGAGCGCGUUCGCAAGGUAAAACGCUCCCUGAGGAACGCCCGCAGGGCGGCUCGCAAGGCCGAGCAAGAGGCGCAGGAGCUGCUGGUGAAGCUCAAGGCUGUCGAGCGCCAAGCAGGCCAUCACCUCAACACCAUCACACAGGAAGAACCUCCACCAGGGCGCUAUGCCAGCACGGCCAUGCGCCAGAGCAUGCAACUGUGAUGAAUCACAUUAGAACCUGCUUGCCUAAAUGGGCUAUUUGUAAUGACAGACUGCUGGGCAGUCUUAUGGACAAAUCCUCAUAUGACUUUAAAACUAAUCAUGGCCAAGGAGCUUCUGUAAAUAAACUGUACUCUUCCUGUGUAACCAUGAUUGCUAUAACACACAACUGGUUUCACUCCAGGUUAUAUGGGUUAUGAUAACAGAAACAGGUUUCCUGGAAGAGAAUCAAAGCAUUUUUACGUGCCUCUUGCGGGAAGAUCAAGUUGCAUCUUCAGGUCAUCUUGGAAUGCCAUUGAAAUUCAGCGUUGAUAAGUUCUGUGGAAAGAAGCAAAGAAGCAAGAUGAUGGAGUCACUUUUUAUUUACAAGCGGCUUCUAUCAUUUGAUGAAGUCGUAACAGUCAAAUCAUUUUUUGUUGACCAAAUGUUUUGAUAUCAUUUCCGAUCUACUUUACAUCCAAUGUCAUUUAUUACUUAAAACCAAAUCAAUCAGUUUGCGAGGAUCAAUCGAACUGAAAUGUAUUAUGUGAUGUCAUUUUUUAUUGGGAAAAAAACACUAGACUUUUUCAAUGAUAAAAUUGUAUUUAGAUCAAAAACAGUGUGGUUGUGACAUAUUUUUCAAGGCCUAUAGUACUUGUAUUUUUCAACAAUUUUCCCUCAAUCAUGUAUUGGAAUUGUGUUGUCUGAAAUCUAGCCUUGACACGGGAAUUGAGACAGUCUAAGUGCUUUUAAUAAGUUUUGUGUGUCUGUAGCUUUAAUGCUAAUGAGCAGUGUUUGUCAACACAGGGUGUGUCUCCAAGAAGCACUAUCCAGUCGUCCCUCGCAAUAUCAUGGUUCGAUUAUCGCUCCCUCGCUAUAUUGGGGUUUUCCAGUAAUUCAGUAAUUAAUUAAUGAUUACGGUUUCGUGCUAAACUAUGGGCUAUUCUUAGUCAAAACACAUUGAAAUACAAGUGAUAUAUAGUAUUCUGGUCACAAGGCGGCAGUAAUGACAAAACAUGAAUCAGACAUCACCUUCCAUUACAUUACCUUAACACUGCAUGAUGUCAUGAAGUCAGCUCGCGGCCUUCUCGAGUCCCUGCAGCAGCAAGAGUUGCGCAAUGUGUUGUAAACAAUGAAUAAUAGGAGUGUAAAGGUGACUAUAGGCGUGUUAUUUCAUGUCUACAGGGCUCUCAUAAUGCUAAAAAACGCAUUUAGAAAGUAGAAAGUACGAAGGUAUUCCAUUUAUUAACAUUGAAUCCUAUUUAUCGCAGUCAGGUAUGGCAGGGGUCCCCAACCACCGGGCCGAGGACCAGUAUCGGUCCGUGAGCGAGGCUGAACUGGGCUGAGGAAACCUUUCAGGCGCAAUGAUAAAAAAAAUACACACUCAAAAAAAAAAAAUUUGUAAAUAACUCAAUACAAUUUAAAGUAAAUGCAUAUCAAUUUUGGAAAUAUGGGCCAUUAUUUUAUUUAAAAAAAUAUAUAGUUUUUAAAAUAGUUUUACAAUUAUAGUUUUACAUGCAGAAAACAAUUAUAAAUGCA
Messenger RNA from Dunckerocampus dactyliophorus (ringed pipefish), 2524 nucleotides. RefSeq names its product coiled-coil domain containing 3a (gene ccdc3a). The record is from RefSeq and is a predicted model, not a curated record. Gene Ontology annotation, biological process: negative regulation of gene expression. Gene Ontology annotation, cellular component: extracellular region. NCBI's taxonomy places the organism in Eukaryota, Metazoa, Chordata, Actinopteri, Syngnathiformes, Syngnathidae. Bases 116 to 1009 code for a protein of 297 amino acids. The transcript is spliced from 3 exons.